This is a messenger RNA of Cuscuta campestris, 1815 nucleotides long. NCBI's taxonomy places the organism in Eukaryota, Viridiplantae, Streptophyta, Magnoliopsida, Solanales, Convolvulaceae. The record is from the annotation of a GenBank genome assembly.
UCCUCACUUUUCGCACUUCGCCUCCUAGAGCUUUCACCGGUCAAGUUCCUUAUCUUCGCUAUCCAGCCCUCCGAGUCAAGUAAGUUCCCCCUUCCUUCUCUUUUUUCCUUCCCGGCCAUGUCUUCGUUUAGUGAUAGGAUCUCGUCCUCAGAGGACUGCUCCUCUGAGGAUUCCAACUCAUCUUCCUCGACCGGGUCUUCUUCUCGUGAAUCUACGCCCGGUCAGGUUCCCAACUCUUCCAUUCCCGACCCGCGUCCUGUAAACCAGGUGCCCGGUGAAACUUUCGUGGGGAAGGAUGACCCGGUCGAUGACGAACCGGGCCCCUAUGACCCUGAACACGAAACCAGGGAUGCAUGGGAGGAGAGGCUUCAUGCCGCCGGUUACUUUCCGCUCCCCACCUUCUACGUCCUCGACAUACCUUCCCGUGAAUCUAAAAUUGCCUUAAACAAAAUCCGUAGGAGGCUCCCGGAUGGGUAUACCCUCCUCUACGAACCUAACUGGCCCAAUAUCGUUGAACCCCACCGGGAGGAUAGGAUAGGGUUUCAUACCAUUUCCCUGGACGCGGGCAUAGUCUUUCCCCCUCGCUCCCUCCUCAUUGAAGAAAAGUUUGUUUUCAUCGAGUUUCCCCCCUUCUUCACUCCUCUGGCCGGUCUGAAAUGGAAUGACCAUCUCCUUGACCAAGAGUACGCUGCACCGGCUUCCUCCCCUGACUUGGAGGCGAGUCUUGAAGUUCUCAUGCGCGGGGAUCCUUACACCGGGAGGGUCUUCCACUAUGGCAGCUGGGUCUGGAGGGUCGAGUCGGGUGGUGAGGGUACCUCCCCGGCCCAUGAAGCAGCGGGGCGCGGGGUACCCUCCCCGGGCAACACUGCAGAGGCUGAGGGCCAGAACCACCCAGAUAUGGAGUUCGAAGAGUUUGCCAUCCCUGAUGACCAACCGGCGGGGGAGACCGGGGGCUCCCAAGCCAAUCCUUCCAAAACCUUCCCGGUCCAUCAGGAGACCGUGGAGAUUUUGGAUGAGGACGAACCCCAAGACAACCGGUCCAAGGGGAAGGAGAAAGAUAAAACCGGUCGCCGGACCAAGAAGGUGGCCACCACGCACCCAUCUUACGCCAAGAAAAGGGCAAGAUCGGAUUCUGAGCCGGCUGGCCAGACCGUCGAGGAGGCCUUUGUCAACCUUGGGCUGAGGCUGAGGGAGGUUGGAGAAAUCGGCCCCCUUACAGCUGACCGGCUGGGGUUUGGCUCUUCUUCGGAACUUGCCCGGCUGAAGAAGGAGAAAGAGGAGAUGGCUCUCAUCUUGAAGAGUCAAGCUGACGAGCUGACCAGGCUGUCUGGGCUAGCCGGGUCUAUGAAGGUGGAGAUCUCUCAGUUGAAGGAAGAAAACUGCCGGUUACUCGACGAGGUUUCUGGGGCGAAGCAGGAGAUAUCCCAGAAGGAGAAAGACUUCCCCGGUCGUGCUGCCGCAUGGGUGGGAGAGAACAAGGCUGAAGCCGCCCGGGUGAUGACGGCUAGCCCGGAAGCUACCAUGGAGUCCUUCAGGCUUCUUUACCGGGAGCCUGAGGGGAAGAAGAUGAUCACCGCUAUUGGGUCCUUCGGAUUCAAGAGCGGUCAGAAGAAAGACUGGGCUGCUUCUCAUCGGAUCUUGAAGAAAAGGGACCAGGACUUUACUGCAGCUUCAUACGGCCUGGCUCCCAUCCCGGAGGAAGAGCCUACUCCCCCAUUUCCCCUUGAUUGAUCUCCCCGGCUGCGCCCGGCUGAACUAUUUUAUGUAAACUUCGAAUCCAUUUCCCCGGGAAUGCCUGGUGUACUUGUAAACACU